This is a messenger RNA of Colossoma macropomum (tambaqui), 2336 nucleotides long. RefSeq names its product transcription termination factor 1-like. The transcript has 10 exons. Bases 136 to 2034 code for a protein of 632 amino acids. The record is from RefSeq and is a predicted model, not a curated record. Lineage: Eukaryota; Metazoa; Chordata; Actinopteri; Characiformes; Serrasalmidae.
CAUUUCAGCAAAGGAGCGCCUCGUGUCAAAUUACAGGAAACAAAACAUUCGACUCACCCAGGCAGGCACGUUUGUGAAACAUGCGACUUUCUGCAGAAGAGGAAAUCUAAAUGCAGACUUAUAAAAGGUGAACAGAUGGGAAAAACAAAGAACACUUCUAAGGGAUUCGAUGAUUCUUUCCUGGAGAUGAGUCCCACCCGUACACAUGAAAGUCCCCUCAAAGAUGCAUGGCCGACAGUCACUGAUACUCGCAACUUACCAAAUUCAGCAAGACUUAUGACACUGACUGGCAGUUCAAAAAAGGCUAAAAAGAUGCAAAAGAAAGGUGAGAAUGAAUGUUCUCAAUUGCAGGCCAAGGGACACCAGGAAAAUGGAAAUCUGAAAAAGAGGAAACAGUUAAAAGAUGAGAAGGACUUGAAGGGUGCAGAUGGCUCAUUAGGUGAAACAUCACCUCAUGAAGCGUCUCCAAGAAAGAAAAAAAAACAGCAGCUAGAACAGACAGAAGUGAAUAUUACAUGUGAAGUAUCCACAAAAGAUGCCUCAGAGACUUCAAGGAAAAAGAAGAAAAAGUCUUCAAGGAGGAGUAGUUCCGUAGACCCACAUGACACACAAGAAGUGAGCGUAACGAUGGAGUGGGAGGAAAGUGAGACAAAAAACAAUGGGAAACGUGAAGAACAUGUUAAGAAAAAGAAAAAUAAAGUGAAACGCAAGGACUCCAGUAUUUUGGCAGAACAGCUCAAGGAUGUGGAGUCAAUACACACACACACAGCUCCGAUUGAGACUGAUGAAGUUUACAAAGAGCCAGCAAGUCCGAUGAGACAAACUGGCACCGCAUUUACAAAGAAGAAAUAUAGUAAAGGAGAUGAAAAAAUGAUUGAUCGACAUCUUUUGGAGGAACUCAAAGAAUUUGUUCCAAAUGUAGAGUCACGAAGUUUGAAUGAUAUAAAUAAAAUGAUUAAUUAUGACCUGCCGAGAUAUAAGGAAUUCAAGAAAGAGGGUUUCCCCCUGAAUCGUGGAAGGUUCACAGUGGAAGAAAAUGAGACGUUACGGAAGAACGUUGAAAACUUCAUGGCCCUCACUGGAAUAGAUAGUGCCACCAAGCUCUUUUUUACUCAUUACUUCAAAGAAGAGCAGGAGAACAUAAAGAAGCUUAAAAGGGUGCAUAAAUUCUUUGAAAGGAUUGCAGAGGGAAUUCCCAGGUCCUGUCAUGAUGUUUAUGCUCGUGGGCGAAGAGUCUUUGAUAGCAGCAAUCACAAGGGAAAAUUUUCAGAGGAAGAAAUUCACACGUUGUGCAAAUUGCACACAAUGUAUGGUAAUAAUUGGAAGAGGAUUUCAGAGUUGACUGGUCGAAGUGCCAUCUCACUUGAGAAACGAUACUCCCAGAUUGCUGUUAAGGAAGGCAGAUGGUCCCCCAAGGAAAUACGAAGGCUUUUGCGAGCUGUGCGAGAUCAUAUAGUCAACCAACUCCAGCUUGGAGCUACAAAUGAAGACUCAUUCAUAGUCAGCAGGGAGAUGUUGUACAAGAGACUUCCCUGGCAGAAAAUUGCUGCAAAGGUGGAAACCCGCUCUUGGACCAAGUGCAGAGAGAAGUGGAUGUCAGUUUUGGCUGUGAAAAUGUCGUCUGGAGCAGUGAACGCAGGGGAGAACUCUGACGAAGUCAAAGUAAAGCUUAUAAAAGCGAUGUAUGAAAUGCAAGUAGAUGAUGUUGCCUAUGUCAACUGGGAUGACCUGACAACAGUGAUUGGGGAUGUUCCUCCAUCGUAUGUGCAAAGAAAAUGGCACAAACUGAAAGUCUGUCAUGUGCCAAACUGGCAAAACAAGUCUUUUGGAGAUACAAUCGAUUUUCUGUAUGAGAAUGUCCUGCCACACCUUGAAAAGGAACUGGAGCACCAUGGUGGUGAGACGCGGCUCAAUGAAAACCAAAAAGAGACCUUCCUUCUCUCUGAAAUCUUCCCGGACAUUAAUGAGGAUGAUGAUGAUGAUGACGAUGAGGACAUCAUCCAGUACAUAGUUGAUAUCAAUACAGAGGGAUAAAAGGAGCAUUGACAGAACAGCAAGUGUACUGACAUGAAUAGAAACGACUGUCACCUUUCAAAAAAAAAGAGAACACACAAAGGAUAAAGGAUUUGACGGAUUUUUUUUUUUUUUAAAAAAGAGCCUUUUUCAGGAGUCGCCUCAGGAUUAUUUGCACUAUGAAACAGGGUUGUUAUGACCAAAUGGUCACUUUUGUUUACAUUCUAAUUGAAAGAGACACAGUCAUUUUUUUACUGUACUAUUUUUGUAAACAUCUCUUGUGUAACCAUCUGCCCUACAUAUACUUUUAUGUGAAACAUCAA